This is a messenger RNA of Cylicocyclus nassatus, 538 nucleotides long. The record is from the annotation of a GenBank genome assembly. Lineage: Eukaryota; Metazoa; Nematoda; Chromadorea; Rhabditida; Strongylidae.
AUGCUUGCUGAAAACUAUUGGAAGUCCACUGCUAGUUUCAAAAGCGGCAGAGCCAGUGUACAAGAGGAUAUCAGUAAAGAAGAGUUAGAACGGAUUAAGACUGCGCUGCAAAGUCCGACAGAAGCAAUACGUGAGAGCGCAGUUCAAGAGCUCGCAAUUUGGCACCACUUCUUUGGAAAGCUGCUCACUGUGAGAGCUGAUGGGCAUAGAAUGUGGGACGGAUGGUCUGAAAGUUGGUACAAAGAGGGUAAAAAGAUGUACAUCAUAAUUGUCGCCAUGGUACUCUUCUACGUGGUUGGCAUUAACGGCGGCGAUUUUGAUUACAACCCACAUGUAAUCUGCCAAAAACACAUGUGGACAAACGCGAACUACGCUACCGACAUGUGCGUUAAGUUCUGCCAGCAUUGGUAUAAAGUGAGCGGUUUUUGUUGGAAGGACGGUGGUUACUACCUGUGUAAGUGCUUGAAGUAGUCUGAAGUGCCGCGAUCCAGCACCAUGUUCAAGAAGUGAUUGAUAAAUUGAAGCAAUGUAUUUAACA